AUGUCGAAUAACGGCCUAGAUAUUCAAGACAAACCCCCAGCCCCUCCGAUGAGAAAUACCAGCACUAUGAUUGGAGCUGGCAGCAAAGAUCCUGGAACCCUAAACUACGGUUCCAAACCUCUGCCUGCAAACCCAGAGGAGAAGAAAAAGAAGGACCGAUUUUACCGAGCCAUCUUACCUGGUGAUAAAACAAAUAAAAAGAAGGAGAAGGAACGGCCAGAGAUUUCUCUUCCUUCAGAUUUUGAGCAGAUUCACGUUGGUUUUGAUGCUGUCACAGGUGAGUUUACAGGGAUGCCAGAGCAGUGGGCCUGCUUGCUUCAGACAUCAAAAAUCACUAAGUCAGAGCAGAAGAAAAAUCCGCAGGCUGUCCUGGAUGUAUUAGAAUUUUAUAACUCGAAGAAGACCUCCAAUAGCCAGAAGUACAUGAGCUUUACAGAUAAAUCAGCUGAGUAUUAUAAUUCUUCUAACACUUUGAACUUGAAGACGGUAUCCGAGACCCCUGCAGUGCUACCAGUUUCAGAAGAUGAAGAUGAUGAUGAUGAUGCUACCCCUCCUCCGGUGAUUGCUCCAUGCCCAGAGCACACAAAAUCUGUAUACACACUGUCCGUGAUUGAACCACUUCCUAUUACUCCAACUCGGGAUGUGGCUACAUCUCCCAUUUCACCUACUGAGAAUAAUACCACUCCGCCAGAUGCUCUGACCCGGAAUACUGAGAAGCAGAAGAAGAAGCCUAAAAUGUCUGAUGAGGAGAUCUUGGAGAAAUUACGGAGCAUAGUGAGUGUGGGCGAUCCUAAGAAGAAAUACACACGGUUUGAGAAGAUUGGACAAGGUGCUUCAGGCACUGUGUACACUGCAAUGGAUGUGGCCACAGGACAGGAGGUGGCCAUUAAGCAGAUGAACCUUCAGCAGCAGCCGAAGAAACAGCUGAUUAUUAAUGAGAUCCUGGUCAUGAGGGAAAACAAGAACCCAAAUAUUGUGAACUACUUGGACAGUUACCUCGUGGGAGAUGAGCUAUGGGUUGUCAUGGAAUAUUUGGCUGGAGGUUCUUUGACAGACGUGGUAACAGAAACCUGCAUGGAUGAAGGCCAGAUUGCAGCUGUGUGCCGUGAGUGCCUGCAGAUCACCCCAGAGCAGAGCAAACGGAGCACUUUGGUGGGAACACCGUACUGGAUGGCACCAGAGGUUGUGACACGGAAGGCCUAUGGGCCUUGA
Physeter macrocephalus (sperm whale) is the source of this 1212-nucleotide messenger RNA. RefSeq names its product serine/threonine-protein kinase PAK 1-like. Lineage: Eukaryota; Metazoa; Chordata; Mammalia; Artiodactyla; Physeteridae. Gene Ontology annotation, cellular component: cytoplasm. Gene Ontology annotation, biological process: intracellular signal transduction; regulation of MAPK cascade; protein phosphorylation. The record is from RefSeq and is a predicted model, not a curated record. Gene Ontology annotation, molecular function: protein serine/threonine kinase activity; ATP binding.